Molecule: messenger RNA, 1821 nt
Organism: Cladophialophora psammophila CBS 110553
Lineage: Eukaryota; Fungi; Ascomycota; Eurotiomycetes; Chaetothyriales; Herpotrichiellaceae
Exons: 3
Coding region: 1-1821 (606 amino acids)
Molecular function (GO): N,N-dimethylaniline monooxygenase activity; NADP binding; flavin adenine dinucleotide binding
Source: RefSeq, a predicted model, not a curated record
AUGGCCACGAACAUCGAUGUUCCCGUGUGUAACGGCAUUGAGGCCGCUCCCUCAAUGCAGGAGCGCCCUGGGGUUUACGGCUGGCCCACAACGAACGAAAAUGGUUACACAAUUCAAGAGGUCCCGAUGGGCACUAAGUGCUUUAGAAAGGCAAUAGUCGUGGGCGCGGGUGCUUCAGGGCUGGAUUUCGCCAAAUUUCAACGGGAACGAUUAACCAAUUUUGAAUGUGUGAUCUACGAGAAGAACGACGAGGUGUCUGGUACCUGGACAGAGAACCGCUAUCCUGGCUGCGCUUGCGACAUUCCUUCCGUGACUUACCAGUAUACCUGGGAGAAAAAGAUCUGGUCGCAGUUUUACUCCGGUGCCGCUGAAAUAUUGGAAUACUUCAAGCACGUUGCCGACAAGUAUGAGCUACGACAGUACAUCAAACUUCGACACGAGGUCGUCCAUGCGCAAUGGGACGAGGACGCGGGCAAAUGGUUAGUCAAGGUGAAGAACCUCGCGGAGGGCACCGAGUUCGAGGACAGCGCCGAGAUACUCAUCAAUGCGUCUGGCAUCUUCAACUAUUGGGAGUGGCCCAGGAUAAAGGGCUUGAAAGACUACAAAGGUAUCCUAGCUCACUCGGCCAACUAUCCGGCCGCCCUCGAGCUCGAAGGAAAACGGAUUGCCAUUGUCGGCACUGGGGCCAGUGGUCUUCAGCUCACAGCGGCACUUCAAAAGAAGGCAUCUCACCUGUAUACCUGGAUCAGGACUGGCACGUGGAUCACUUCAAGUUAUGGCUCCAACUUUGCCGGUCCGGACGGCGGCAACUUCGAAUACUCCGAAGAGCAAAAAAAGAGAUUUAUCGAAGACCCAGAGUACUAUCUCAAGUACGUCAAGGAAGUGGAGUCAGCGCUCAGCGACCCCCUCGCGGUCCUCAAAGACACGCCCAUUUCAAAACUUGCACAGGAAUUCUCCAAAACUCUAAUGAAGCAGAAGCUGAGGGGACGGGAAGACCUAUUGGAAGCACUGAUACCGACGACAUUUCCCGUGGGAUGCAAGCGACGCACACCUGGAAAUGGAUACCUGGAGGCACUUGUUCAGUCGAAUGUCACCACUUUCUGCAAAGCGUCCCUGGAUGAGAUCACCGAAAAGGGAUUCAUUGAUCCCAAUGGUAACGAGGUCGAAGUCGAUGCCAUCAUCCUCGCCACAGGCUUUAACACCACUUGGGUACCACGAUUUCCGAUAGUUGCAAACGGAAAGGAUCUUCGGCACAUCUACCAGAAAGACGCGCUUUCGUAUUUGGGCGUAGCCGCGCCAUAUAUGCCCAACUAUUUCACGUUUUAUGGCCCGUACUCCCCCAUCGGACAGGGCAGCGUCUUGGCCAUGAUGGACGUCUUCACGGUCUGGAUGUUGCAGAUGAUCGAAAAAAUGCAAACCGAAGACAUUAAGAGCUUUGUCCCGAAACAAGACGCCAUUGAGGAAUACGGUGAACAUACAAAACUAUUGAUCAAGCGAUUCGUGUGGGAUGGGCCAUGUCGCAGUUGGAUGAAAUCGGGCACCAUCGAUGGCCCACCAAGUUCAUACGCUGGAACCAGGGCUCAAGCGCAAGUUCUCUCCCCUAUUCCCAGCCUUCUUGUUUGCUUACUGACCUGGCGCACAUAUAGUAUGGAACUUCUGGCAACCCCCCGAUUCGAAGAUUUUGACAUCAAGUACAAGAACCGCAAUAGGUGGCAGUUUCUAGGGAACGGCUUCUCCCUACGUGAUGUGGAUGGGAGGGAUAUCACAUGGUACUGGGGGUUCGUGGGCAAUGAAGACAAGCAACGAAAUUUCGACAUCUAA